CGUCCAAUCUUAAUCUAACAACAACCGAUAUUCCAACAACACAAGAAAGAAUGGGUUGGUGAGAUGGUAGAUGGGGAUACCAUUUUGGUGCAAUAGUAAUUUUCUCAAUCGGUAGGUGGCUUUCCCAUUCAUGCGGGGUAAUUUUCUCUUUAUAGUCAAACACUCGUUGACUAUAUCACACUUACCAUUUUCUACCUCUCAUUGUGGCAUUGUAUCCUAUUUCCUCCAUUCUCUUCAUACUCUUACUUACAGCAUUUUUAGUUUUUUACAUCAAAUGGCAUCCGCUGCUGCUGCUGCUGACAUACCAAAUGAACAGGAUGUUCUUGGAGAAGAGAUAGAUCAUGUAAGAGUAAUCACUUUGAACAGACCAAAACAAUUGAAUGCUAUCUCACCUAACCUGGUUUUUCUGCUAGCACAAUAUUUGGAAAAAUGGGAGAAAGAUGACAAAGCUGAGCUAAUCAUCUUGAAGGGAGCUGGUAGGGCUUUCUGUGCCGGAGGGGAUUUGAGAGUAUUCUAUGGUGGCAGGAAAACAAAGGAUUCAUGCCUUGAAGUGGUCUACAGAUUUUACUGGCUUUGCCAUCACAUUAGUACCUAUAAGAAAACUCAGGUUGCUCUUGUUCAUGGAAUCUCAAUGGGUGGAGGAGCAGCUUUGAUGAUUCCUUUGAAAUUUUCAGUUGUAACAGAAAAAACAGUUUUCGCCACUCCUGAAGCAAGUUUUGGAUUUCAUACUGAUUGUGGCUUCUCAUAUUACCAUUCUCGUUUGCCAGGGUAUUUAGGUGAAUACUUGGCGCUUACCGGAGCAAGGUUGAAUGGAAAGGAAUUAGUUGCAGCUGGACUCGCAACACAUAUAGUCUCUUCUGAGAAAAUUGUUGAGCUAGAGAAGCGCUUGAUCAGCUUAAAUUCUGGAGAUGUGAAUGCUGUGAGAUCAGUUAUUGAAGAAUUUUCUUCAGAAGUUAAACUUGAUGAAGAGAGUAUCUUAAACAAGAAAUCAGUAAUUGAUGAGUGCUUCUCAAAGGAUUCUGUUGAAGAAAUUAUAAAAUCACUUGAAGUUGAAUCAAGCAAGGAAGGAAAUGGAUGGUUAGGUCCAGCUUUAAAAGGACUGAAAAGGUCAUCACCUACUGCAUUGAAAGUAGCAUUAAGAUCAGUUCGCGAAGGAAGGAAUCAAUCACUAUCUGAAUGUCUAAAAAAGGAAUUCAUAUUAACAAUGAAUAUACUCCGAACUACGAUAUCUGAGGAUAUGUACGAGGGUAUUAGAGCUCUCACCAUUGACAAGGACAAUGCUCCAAAGUGGGAUCCUCCAUCACUUGACAAAGUAGAUGAUGAAAAAUUGGACUUAAUCUUUAAGCUAUUUGACAAGGAAUUGGAGCUUCAGAUUCCAGAAAGUGUGGACUCUAGGUGGGAUGGUAAAUAUGAAAAUUCAGUUUAUGCUGCUGUUCCAAACAGAGAAACACCAAUACCAUCUUAGACAUUGCUUUCUUUGAAUAAUUUAUAUAAUUAACAAGAGGUUUGAAAUAGUACUAGAAAAAGCCUUCCAUGCUUGUUAUUACUACUGGUUUGAAGUAUUAUGGUGAAGAAAUAAAAUGUUUCUUGUAGUUUUAAGAGGGAAACAAUCACUCAAACGUAUUGUUUGAAUUUAUUUAUUUGUGUUUAUUUACUGACAUAAUCAUUUGUGAGAUUAUAUGAAGAAAUAAUAUUACUUUAUUUUAUUUUUUGUAAUUGAAAUUGAUAAGAGAUGAAAUCGACGAUUUUCUGAUUUUUCAGCUGCUACGGCUGCUGUAGCAAGCAA
Molecule: messenger RNA, 1786 nt
Organism: Trifolium pratense (red clover)
Lineage: Eukaryota; Viridiplantae; Streptophyta; Magnoliopsida; Fabales; Fabaceae
Product: 3-hydroxyisobutyryl-CoA hydrolase-like protein 5
Exons: 16
Coding region: 131-1465 (444 amino acids)
Biological process (GO): L-valine catabolic process
Molecular function (GO): 3-hydroxyisobutyryl-CoA hydrolase activity
Source: RefSeq, a predicted model, not a curated record